This is a messenger RNA of Penicillium nucicola, 339 nucleotides long. RefSeq lists its product as uncharacterized. The coding region runs from base 1 to 339 and encodes 112 amino acids. The record is from RefSeq and is a predicted model, not a curated record. The transcript has 4 exons. Lineage: Eukaryota; Fungi; Ascomycota; Eurotiomycetes; Eurotiales; Aspergillaceae.
AUGUCUGACAUGUCUGACAUGGAUCGAGAGUGGAAGCCCAAGGUCCGCCCGCAGUCGACCAUGGCCCAAGCCUUCUCCUCGGCGCUGGACAGCGCCUUCAUGCUUGACUCGGACGUCAACAACUUGUCCCAGACUAUCGACCAGAAGAAACAGCAAAUGAUGAUCCAGAGUCGUGAACUGGAAGAGCUGCAGCAGCGCAUUCGCGAGGCGGAGAGGCGCCUCCAGUCGCAGCAGACCGGUGCGACCGGUAACAGCUCCCGACGACGGGAGGAAGGUCAGACAGCCGCGUCCCAGGGACCCGACAAGCAGCCGGAGCAGCGAGGAGACAAUUCGGUCUAA